UCUACGAUGGCACUAGCGGCUGCUCUUGUUUGGUUGAUGCCUGAUGGUGGUAGAGUUUCCUAUUAAUUAAUUAGUCUAAACCAAAGGAAAAUGUAACCAAACAAGACAUCCAAUCCAAGACGCUGAGAAUAGCAGCUAGCUUUUCCAUCCACGGUUUAUUCUCGGCAAAACCACCGUCACCACCUGGAUUGGAUUGCAUUGCCAAUUAGUUGCCCGAGAAAAAGAGAGCGACAAUUCUUGCCUGUUUCCCUCCAUCAAGAAACCAUCAUGUAUCUGAAGCCACUUCUAUUAGUCAUUCUAUUUUCGUGCAUCUUACUCCGUCCUGAUCAGUCUAUGGUCGCCUUUUUUAGUGCCGGAAAUCCCCCAGCAGAGCCGCAUUACUUGGGCGAUGUUGCUGUUUGACUGUGGGUCUAUUGGCAACUCAACGGCGCUUGAUGGGCGUGAAUGGAUUGGAGAUACGGGCUCAGACUUGAUGUCUUCACUGCAACCAAGAGGCAAAACAAGGAGCUCAACUGCUGUUGACAAAUUAUCCUCCGUCGACGGUGUUCCGUACAUAACUUCAAGAAUUUCUGCAACUCCAUUCCAGUACACCUUUCGGGUCACCCCAGGUCAGAUAUUCUUGCGCCUGCACUUUUACCCUGCUUCUUACCGCGGUUUUGAAAAUUCUCUGGACCUUUUCACUGUAAAAGCUGGUCCUUUCACCCUCCUAAGGGACUUCAGUGCUUCACUUACUGCUGAUGGUUCUGGUGAAAAAUAUGUUGUCAAGGACUUUUGUUUGAAUGUAGAAGUAAAUGCAAAAUUGAACGUAACGUUCUCUCCCUCUAAGAGCAGCAAGUUAAAGAAAGUACACGCUUUCGUCAAUGGAAUUGAGAUAAUUUCCAUACCCGCCGGUCUCUAUUACACGUCUGUUGGUGAUUUAGGUGCCCGCAUGGUUGGUCUGAACAAUCGGUUCUAUAUUAUCGAAAACACCACUGCACUUGAAGUGGUCCAAAGGUUGAAUAUUGGAGGGAGCUCUAUCUCACCAAUAGAAGAUUUUGGCAUGUUUCGAAGAUGGAGUGAGGAUUCUAAAUACUUGCAGGAAUCCGGAGUUCAUCGAGUGAGUCAUCUGACUAACAGGAUUAAGUACACAAACAUGCCAGCAUUUGUUCCUCCACCAAGGCUUUACCACACUGCUUGGAAAAUUGGAAGAGGUAAAAGAGGAAAUGAGAUUUUCAAGUUUACAUGGAAAAUACCUAUAGAUCUAGGCUUUGGAUACUUAGUCAGGCUUCAUUUCUGCGACUUCGAUGCUGGUAUGGCAGAAAGCAGGCAAAGGGAAUUCACCAUCCACAUAAAUAAUCGCGUAGCUGAGAAUAAGGCUGACUUGAUCGGAUGGAGUGGCGGCACUGAGAUCCCAGUAUACAGGGACUAUUUGGUGAUGGUGAAAGGAGAGAAAGAAGUCAGGAAUUAUGAUCUCUUGAUUUCCCUACAAUCAGUGGAUGAGUUGGUUUUUGGACUCCUCAAUGGACUAGAGGUCUUCAAGUUGAGCAAUCCUGACAACAGUCUUGCGACUCCAAAUCCUUUAUUUCCAAGACGAGCGUCCAAAAUUUGGAACCUGAAGAUUCCAAACUUGUUCUCAGCUUUUGGCCAGAGCAAUGCUGUUUCGACAGAUCUUGAUAAAUUGGUAUCAGAGCCAGCGAUUCUUGGAAGUUGCAAUGGUUGAAGGUACUCGACUGAAAUCCUUGGAGGAACAUGUCAAGAAACAAGAAGUGAGGUUGCAAGAUGCUAUUGAAGCAUUCCAAAAUUCUCAGCAUCAGUCUUAAGUUCAUUUUAGCAGCGAAAUUAUGACAGAAAUGGAGAAUUCUAACAAGAAAUUGGAAGAACUGGAAGCAUUGAUGACUAAACUGGAGUAGAAAUUCAAUUCCUUCGUACAAAUGAUGAUGAACAAAGAAAGGAGUCCCAUGGAAGAGGCAAGGGAGAGGCCAAUUCUAUCAACACCACCGCCUCAACAAAGACUCAACAAAAAAGGAGAAAACACUGCGAGCUUCUUCAGGAGAGAUGAAGAUAAGAUCUAUUUACCUAAUCCUCCAAAACCAGAGCUACCUCUUUUUUAUGGGGAUAAUCCGCAAGAAUGGCUAAGGAAAUGUAAUAAAUACUUCCUGAAUUAUCAGAUUCCUGAAAAGUAUAGUUAU
Molecule: messenger RNA, 2168 nt
Organism: Coffea arabica (coffee)
Lineage: Eukaryota; Viridiplantae; Streptophyta; Magnoliopsida; Gentianales; Rubiaceae
Source: RefSeq, a predicted model, not a curated record